AUGUAUCUCCGAUACUACACAGACGAGCAGGGCAAGCGCGUGUACACUUUGAAGUCACAUGCGCCGGAUGGGACUCCGACCCUCUCUGCUCACCCCCCCCGCUUCUCGCCGGAUGACAAAUACAGCGCAGAGCGCGUCGCGUUGAAGCGCCGUUUCAAGUUGCUGCCGACGCAGCAGCCCGCCCCCGAGUUCUAA
This is a messenger RNA of Besnoitia besnoiti, 195 nucleotides long. Its product is annotated as putative structural component of H/ACA snoRNP. Bases 1 to 195 code for a protein of 64 amino acids. Lineage: Eukaryota; Apicomplexa; Conoidasida; Eucoccidiorida; Sarcocystidae. Gene Ontology annotation, cellular component: box H/ACA telomerase RNP complex; box H/ACA snoRNP complex. Gene Ontology annotation, molecular function: box H/ACA snoRNA binding; telomerase RNA binding. The transcript has 2 exons. The record is from RefSeq and is a predicted model, not a curated record. Gene Ontology annotation, biological process: snRNA pseudouridine synthesis; rRNA pseudouridine synthesis; positive regulation of telomerase RNA localization to Cajal body.